Messenger RNA from Ostertagia ostertagi, 651 nucleotides. Lineage: Eukaryota; Metazoa; Nematoda; Chromadorea; Rhabditida; Trichostrongylidae. The record is from the annotation of a GenBank genome assembly.
AUGAAUGGUCGGGCCUGGUACAUUGAUGAGCCUGACACCACUCUUCAUAAACACGGUUUCUAUGACGGCGUACUUCGAGAAACUCUGGCCUAUCUCGACGAAGUUUUCACACGUCUACUCGACGAUAUGCAGAAGCAAGGUCUGCUCGACCAAGUCAAUAUCAUCCUGACAGCUGAUCAUGGACAUGCUCAGAUAGAAGGCAUAAAGAACAUAUUAUGUGUCAGUGACUAUGUAGCGAUGGACUGGACUCGAAUGAGAGUGGGACAGAAUUUGAUUUAUACCUAUGACAAAGCUCACGCUGAAGAAAUCUACAAUAAUCUGACAAAAGCUGUGAAAGAUAAUGAUCUGAAAAUUAAGGUCUACAGGAAAAGUAGAUGGUAUUUGAGGAAUUCCCGGACUAUCCAUUUCUAUAAGGGAAUGUCGUCACGAAUAGGUGAAAUUAUACUUGAAGCUGAGAUCGGAUACGAAGUCGAUUUUCGUUGCACUAGACAAGGAUUAAACGAGAAAUAUGACUAUGGAAAGAAAAAGGUGCACAAUGCAACGCAUGGUCAAGACCCAAGUAACCUUGAAAUGUAUGCGGUUCUUGCUCUUAGUGGACCCGAUAUCGGCAACAACCACAAAGUUUGUCGAUUUUUCGUUCCGAAAUUUUGA